This is a messenger RNA of Hypomesus transpacificus, 6450 nucleotides long. It is a transcript of the gene asap1a, whose product is annotated as ArfGAP with SH3 domain, ankyrin repeat and PH domain 1a. Gene Ontology annotation, biological process: positive regulation of GTPase activity. Lineage: Eukaryota; Metazoa; Chordata; Actinopteri; Osmeriformes; Osmeridae. The record is from RefSeq and is a predicted model, not a curated record. Gene Ontology annotation, cellular component: cytoplasm. Gene Ontology annotation, molecular function: protein binding; GTPase activator activity.
GAUGAGGAAUCAUUUUGUAGACUAUAUCAGUGGUCAAACUUAUUACGCUUUGAAAUUACAUGUUCACAAUGACAUAGGUGCGCUGUAUGGAUAUGCAAAGGAAGUUAAACAUGGUUGUACUUCAUGUCAUAACUUUAACGCACACAGACUUUUUAUUUAGUCCACUUGGCAAAGUAACGGUGACGGGGGAACCAUAGCUGUAGCCUAUUGUUAUCCGUCUGGUACAGAGACCUAUUGGUGUUGACUAGACAUGAGGGCCUCAUCCUCCCGCUUAUCCAGUUUUUCGUCUCGUGACUCACUAUCAUGGAACCGGAUGCCAGACCAAAUCUCGGUGUCCGAGUUUCUCUCGGAAACCACAGAAGACUACAAUUCGCCAACGACCUCCAGCUUUACCACCCGGCUGCAGAGCUGUCGGAACACGGUUAACAUCUUGGAGGAGGCUUUGGAUCAAGACCGAACAGCGCUUCAGAAGGUGAAGAAGUCUGUCAAAGCCAUAUACAACUCUGGGCAAGAUCAUGUUCAGAAUGAGGAGAUCUAUGGGCAGGCACUGGACAGGUUUGGCAGCAACUUCCUGGGCAGGGACAACCCAGACCUGGGCAGAGACAACCCAGACCUGGGCACAGCCUUCGUCAAGUUUUCAAGUCUAGUCAAGGAGCUGUCAGCACUGCUCAAGAAUCUGCUUCAGAGCCUGAGCCACAACUUAAUUUUCACCCUGGACUCGCUUCUCAAAGGGGACCUGAAAGGAGUGAAGGGGGAUAUAAAGAAACCUUUUGACAAGGCAUGGAAAGACUACGAAGCUAAGUUCACCAAGAUUGAGAAGGAGAAAAGAGAGCACGCAAAACAGCAUGGAAUGAUCCGGACGGAGAUUACUGGUGCCGAGAUAGCUGAGGAAAUGGAGAAGGAGCGCCGGCUUUUCCAAUUACAGAUGUGUGAGUACCUGAUUAAAGUAAAUGAGAUCAAGACCAAGAAGGGAGUCGAUCUGCUCCAGAACCUCAUAAAAUACUACCACGCACAGUGCAACUUUUUCCAGGAUGGCAUGACAACUGCAGACAAGUUGAAGCAGUACAUCGAGAAGCUUGCCGCUGACCUGUACAAUAUAAAGCAAACCCAGGAUGAAGAGAAGAAGCAGUUAACCGCCCUCCGGGACCUUAUUAAAUCCUCUUUACAGCUUGACCAAAAGGAGGACUCUCAGAGCAAGCAGAGUGGCUACAGUAUGCACCAGCUCCAAGGAAACAAAGAGUUUGGGAGUGAGAAAAAGGGCUAUCUGAUGAAAAAGAGUGAUGGGCUACGGAAGGUGUGGCAGAGGAGGAAGUGUUCCGUAAAGAGUGGUAUCCUCACCAUCUCCCAUGCCACGUCCAACAGACAGCCAGUAAGGUUAAACCUGUUGACCUGCCAGGUCAAACCAAGUGGGGAGGAUAAGAAGUGCUUUGACCUCAUCUCCCAUAAUCGCACAUAUCAUUUCCAGGCUGAAGAUGAACAGGAGUUUGUCAUCUGGAUCUCGGUGCUGACCAACAGUAAGGAAGAGGCUCUGAACAUGGCAUUCCAGGGGGGUCAGAGCACAGCAGGAGAGGACACUCUGGAGGACCUGACCAAAGCUAUCAUUGAAGAUGUACUCCGGAUGCCCGGGAAUGAGCUCUGCUGUGACUGCGGCGCUGCAGACCCCAAGUGGCUGUCCACUAACCUGGGUAUAGUGACGUGUAUCGAGUCUGGGAUCCACAGGGAGAUGGGUGUCCACAUCUCCCGCAUCCAGUCAAUGGAGCUGGACAAGCUAGGAUCCUCCGAACUGCUGCUGGCAAAGAACAUAGGCAACAGCAGUUUCAAUGAUAUCAUGGAGGGAAACCUCCCAUCGCCAAAGCCAACCCCAUCUAGUGACAUGACAGUGAGGAAGGAGUAUAUCAAUGCCAAAUACAUGGAUCAUAAGUUUGCUCGGCGGACCGGGGCCACAGCAACCAGCAGGCAGGGAGAGCUGUACGAGGCGGUGCGCUCACGAGAUCUGCUGUCACUAGUCCAGCUCUACGCAGAGGGGGUAGAGCUUAUGGAGCCACUGCCAGAGGCAGGCAAGGAGGCUGGAGAGACGGCUCUUCACUACUCUGUGAGGACUGCAGACCAGACCUCUCUGCAUCUGGUUGACUUCCUAGUGCAAAACAGUGGAAACCUUGACAGGCAGACCGAGAGCGGCAACACUGCGCUGCAUUACUGCUGCAUAUAUGAAAAACAGGAGUGCCUCAAAUUACUGCUGCGGGGCAAACCGGACAUUGACAUAGCCAAUCAGAGCAGAGAGACAGCACUGGACAUUGCCAGGAGGUUGAGGAACUCCCAGUGUGAGGAACCAUUGGUGGAGGCAGCAACGGGGAAGUUCAACCCUCAUGUCCAUGUGGAAUAUGAGUGGAGCCUGCGUCUGGAGGAGAUAGACGAGAGUGACGACGACCUGGAUGACAAGCCCAGCCCGGUGAAGAAGGAGCGCUCCCCACGGCCCCAGAGCUUCUGCCACUCAUCCAGUGUCUCCCCCCAAGAUAAACUCACUCUCCCAGGGAGCUAUGCUCCGCACAGAGACAAGCAGCGGCUGUCCUACGGGGCCUUUGCCCACCCAGUCUACAGCACCUCCACAGACACUCCUCCGUCACCUGGGCCCGAUGCUUCUGGGGCUUCCCUGGGGGGAAGGACCACUGGGAAAGGUGGCCCUCCCACCUCCUUGCCGCUGGGAUCCCAGUCUGCAGGCGGAGGAGGUAGCUCCACCCUCAAAAAGAGACCCCCACCCCCACCCCCAGGCCACAAGCGCACGCACUCCGACCCCCCCAGCCCCGUCCUGCAAGGCCCCCAGAGCAAAGGAAGUGAGUCCACUCCCCCACCAGGAAAUAGGACCUCACCUGCUAACAAGUUUGAAGGAAUUCAGCAGCAGCAAAGCACUACCACUAGUAACACAAAAUCAACACUUGGUCCAAGGGUUCUUCCCAAACUACCUCAGAAAGUGGCACUACGUAAGAUUGACACUAUCCACCUCCCCUCUGUGGACAAGCCCAGUCAGCCACCAGAGGUUUUCCAGAAGACAGAGUCUUCCCAGAAGUCCCCCCAGCCCCCUGACACCACACCUAAACCCCCACUGACCCCUCUGGACACCCCUCAGAGAGCGCCUCUGUCCGAGAAACCCCAGCUGAGUGAGCUCCCCCCCAAGCCCCAAAUCUCUGACUUGCCCCCCAAACCGCAACUGUCCGACCUCCCCCCGAAACCACAGAUAUCCGACCUUCCUCCCAAGCCUCAACUCAAAGACCUUCCUCCCAAGCCACAACUGGGUGACAUCCCCCCGAAACCCUCCGUCAGUGAAAAACGCACCCCUCCAGACAUGGCAGGUACCAAGCCUGUGGCGGAUGGUCAAUUGUCUGGCCUACAAGGGGAGCAAUCUCCCAAACAGGCCAGUGAGGAAACCAAUGGGAGCCCACCAGGGGCCAUGGAGAUGCCUGUACCUCUGCCUAGGAAGAUUAAUACAGGCAAGAGCAAAUUAAAACGGGUGAAGACCAUCUAUGACUGUCUGGCAGAUAAUGAGGACGAACUGACCUUUGCGGAGGGAGAGGUCAUUAUUGUCACAGGGGAGGAGGACCAGGAGUGGUGGAUCGGGCACAUAGAAGGACACCCCGAGAGAAAAGGGGCCUUUCCUAUGUCCUUUGUGCACAUUCUGUCUGACUGACAGCCGGAGAGAAAGGUGUGAGGCUGCCUCCCACUAGCACAAGCCCUGCCCUCCCCUGGCUUCACAUCGGACUGUGAGGGGAGUCUGUGUAAAUAGCUGCUGUGGAAACCCAAACAAACAUAACAACAAAAUAACACGUAAGACAAAUCCCACCCAGCCUCAUAGUAAUGAAGACUUGUAAAAAUGCGGUGUUAUCCUGCCUACCAGUAUUACCAUAGCAACCCGGCAUGCACAACACUGGGUUUGCAGUAGCUAUUGGAAUCACGCACUUUCUUGAUUUCUUUAUUCUUGAUGUACGCUGUAACUAUAUGUAUGUUUAUAUGUUAGCAAAACUAUAUGUACGUCUGUUAGUAUUUCUACAUGUAUAUGUACACGUCAAGUGUAUAUCUAUGUACUUAACACGUACAUACAUGUUCAUGUAUGUACAUACAUGUUGUACAUAACCAAGUUUGCAUAGUGUACUUACUGUAAUAACCCUGCUUGCUUAGAGAAGUAGGGCUAUCUUGUUGGUGUUCUAAUGUUAUACCAUUUUAGAUGGACUGUUUUAUGUCAUCAUCAUCUCUUGAACUCCUGGGGGAAGGGCAUUGAUGGCCAUGAGGGGGGGUCUAUGAUAAGUUCAUUAGUUAUAUUGCAUUUGUUAUAAACCCUUAAAGGGAUGUUACAAUUAAAAAGUCAAACGUUUUCAUACAUUGAAGGUUUGUUUAAUAUUGAUAUGAGGCCAUUUCCCACAGUAUUGGUUAUGUAGAUUCACAAAAAGCUGCUGUCCCCACAUUUAUGGGAAAGAAAAGCUAACAUUUCCAUUUUAGACCCAUUUGUUUCCCUCCAUUAGCAUGCUGCCGGUGUGAUAACAUCUAAUGGAAGUAAAAGCAUUUAGGAAUUUAUUUGAGAAUGUUAUGUUUGAAUGUUUACGGUCGAGGAAAAAUCACAAUGAUUGACUGUCAUUGAUGCUCACUUAUGCUAAUAUUUACUGUGACCACUCUUACUCAUACUUCCGUACAGUAUUGCUAAUUUCCUUUAAUUUCCUGGGAAUAUUUAUAGUAUUGUUAAAGACCAAAUCAAGUGAUGUGUUAUCAAAAAGUGUUGUGUGACAGCACAUUCAUAGUCUCCAAUCAGUGUCUAAAUGUUAAUUGAGAUACGUGCUGAACCCAGUUUUAUGUAAAACUCCUUUUGACAUCUGUGCAUGUACAUAGAAUUAGGCCACAAUGUGAACAUGUGCCCACCAUCCAUGUUGUAUCACAAUAUGAAAUGUAUUGUAACCAAUCCUAGAAUUGUAAUAUGGAAAGUUUAUGGUGAAAGGGCUGAUUGCUUCUUAUACACCCCCUCACCAAUUACAGAUGGCGUUUUAGGUAAAAAGCACCCUAAUAAGACUGCCAUUGUAAACAAUUAUAGCGGUUUCCAUUGUCACAAUUGAAUAUGGCAUCUACAUGACGGGUGAGUGAGAGGUCUAACUUGGCUUUUCGAACUUCCUGUGUCAUCUUAAAAUGACAUUCACUAUUAUAAUUUCUUCUAUGCAUAAGACUGCUGGAAGGCCUGUAUCAUGGAAUUACAGUCCAGUAUUGGUGACUGCAUUGGGGAUUGGAGAAACACAACACAGGGAUACCCACUGGCCCACAAACCCUAACCCUUGACACAGGUCACAGACCAGUCUGAUUGAAACGGGCAUUCAAGGAUCUGCUGAAAAAAACAUAUGCAUAAUCUCAUUAAACCUUCAGGACUUUUAUGCUUUCUUAUUGUGGUCAAAUAUAAUUUCAUUGUUUAUGUUCUUGUAGUGGAAUCAGUUGUGACCAAUGAAACACUUGUAAUGAGGUAACACCAAAUGGUUUUACUUUGUCAUAAUUAACAAAGACAGAUGAUGUAUUUAUGAAUGCCUCUUGUAUUUUGGAUGCUGGUAUUUUUAUGGACUGUUGUAAGUACAAGUGUGAAAGCAAAUUCCAUUCCAGAGUAUUGAGAGUCAGUUGUUAUAUGUUGAAUCAUUGGGCAGACAGAAGGCCUCAGCGGUUUGCAAACUUCUCUGUUUACAUUUCAUUACGCUUGUUGUUUUGCGAGGAAAGAAUAACAGAAAGAGUUGAAGUGUAAGAUUUCACCAAUGUUCAAUUCUGACAUUUACAUUUAAUGUGUUCAUUUUAGCUUGUGCUUUGGCAGUAUCACCUCCUCAGUUUAUAAAACGUUUUGAAAGGGCCCCUCGUGAGCAGAGGCUGAAGUGUGAGAAUGCUUUAAUUCUUAUGCUAUCACAAGACUUUUACCCCAAUACACUUGCUGUGGAAUGGAAAAUCCGAACAUUUAGACCAUGCAAAAACAGUGGAGCCCCACUGAUGUAGCUAACCUGAAGACAAGUUACAGCUGUGGCAAUAAAUUAACUGCCUCACAGGUCGCUUAUGUAUACAUGUAAAAAAAAAAAAUAGAAAAAAGUGCAGUGUUAGAUUAGUUACUUUAUUUAUUUAACCUAUAAUUUUACCUGGCUGGAUAAGGGGAAUUACAAAUAAAUGCAAAUAAAUUCACCAUUGUCACCUCAACACUCUUCACCAGUUGGUGUUGUACCUAACAUGAGAUACUGGAUGUGUAUUAUUAUACGUAAAGGGUGCUGGCAAACAGUGUUUUGUUUGUAGUUAUACAUUGUUUUAUUGUGAAAUAACUGGAUUCAAUUGUUAAUCCCUUCAUCAUUUUCCCCACUUUGCCCCACUUUUGGUUUACCUGUGUACUGGCUGCACUGUUUGCCACUUUGUAUUGGGGACACUCCAUGAUUCAGUAAUAAAUAUUUUAUGGUGAAA